Messenger RNA from Hippopotamus amphibius kiboko, 5182 nucleotides. RefSeq names its product inhibitor of nuclear factor kappa B kinase regulatory subunit gamma (gene IKBKG). Gene Ontology annotation, cellular component: IkappaB kinase complex; cytoplasm; nucleus. The transcript is spliced from 11 exons. Lineage: Eukaryota; Metazoa; Chordata; Mammalia; Artiodactyla; Hippopotamidae. The record is from RefSeq and is a predicted model, not a curated record. Gene Ontology annotation, molecular function: K63-linked polyubiquitin modification-dependent protein binding. Gene Ontology annotation, biological process: positive regulation of canonical NF-kappaB signal transduction. Bases 400 to 1659 code for a protein of 419 amino acids.
GGAGCAACAACCAGCGCCACAGCCCACAGCCGCCUCCCGCCUUCCUGGCCGGGAGGAAUGUUUGCUUCUGAUCAAAUUCCAGUGUCCGGCCUGCUGAGUCACAGCGCCCCUCACCCCACUGCUCUCGCUGGUCCCUUUGGGAUUAACGAGGGAUAGAACCUGCUCGCCUUGUUCAGCUCAGCCCUGCGACCAGCGACCCGUCACCCGAGUCACCUCACCGGAGGGAAAGGCGAGCUACGACACCGGAAGCCGGAAGUGGGAAUUUGGCAGCGGGAGAAGGAAAGGGCUACGCUGAACCCGGACUUUCUUGGAGCGCUGGGGUCCGAGGAGCACUCGGGGCCCGCCGUUCCCGCCUUUCUCACGUCGGACCGACUCUGCUGACAGACCCUGACGUGUUGGAUGAGCAGGCCCCCCUGGAAGAGUCCACUGUGUGAGAUGGUGCAGCCUAGCGGCGGCCCGGCAGGGGACCAGGACGUGCUGAGUGAAGAGUCUUCUCUGGGGAAGCCAACCAUGCUCCACCUGCCUUCAGAGCAAGGCACUCCUGAGACCUUCCAGCGCUGCCUGGAGGAGAAUCAAGAGCUCCGAGAUGCUAUCCGCCAGAGCAACCAGAUGCUGCGGGAGCGCUGUGAGGAGCUGCAGCGUUUCCAGGGCAGCCAGAGGGAGGAGAAGGCGUUCCUCAUGCAGAAGUUCCAGGAGGCCCGGGACCUGGUGGAGAGGCUGAGCCUGGAGAAGCGGGAGCUGCGCCGGCAGCGGGAGCAGGCCCUGCAGGAGGUGGAGCGCCUGAAGACAUGCCAGCAGCAGAUGGCCGAGGACAAGGCCUCAGUGAAAGCCCAGGUGACGUCCUUGUUGGGGGAGCUGCAGGAGAGCCAGAGUCGCUUGGAGGUCGCCACCAAGGAGCGGCAGGCUUUGGAGGGCAGGGUCCGGGCCGCCAGCGAGCAGGCCCGGCAGCUGGAGAGCGAGCGGGAGACACUGCAGCAGCAGCACAGCGUGCAGGUGGACCAGCUGCGCCUGCAGAACCAGAGCAUGGAGGCCGCCCUGCGCAUGGAGCGCCAGGCCGCCUCGGAGGAGAAGCGGAAGCUGGCCCAGCUGCAGGUGGCCUAUCACCAGCUCUUCCAGGAGUAUGACAGCCACAUCAAGAACAGCAUGGUGAGCGGCGAGCGGAACCGAGGAUUGCAGCUGGAAGAUCUCAAGCAGCAGCUCCAGCAGGCCGAGGAGGCCCUGGUGGCCAAACAGGAACUGAUAGACAAACUGAAGGAAGAGGCUGAGCAACACAAGAUUGUGAUGGAGACGGUUCCGGUGCUGAAAGCCCAGGCGGAUAUCUACAAGGCGGACUUCCAGGCUGAGAGGCAGGCCCGGGAGAAGCUGGCAGAGAAGAAGGAGUUCCUGCAGGAGCAGCUGGAGCAGCUGCAGAGAGAGUACAACAGGCUGAAGACCAGCUGUCAGGAGUCAGCCAGGAUCGAAGACAUGAGGAAGCGGCAUGUAGAGGUCUCCCAGCCCCCCUUGGCCCCUGCCCCAGCUCAUCAUUCCUUUCACCUGGCCCUGCCCAGCCAAAGGAGAAGCCCCCCUGAGGAGCCGCCCAACUUCUGUUGCCCCAAGUGCCAGUAUCAGGCUCCUGACAUGGACACCCUGCAGAUACACGUCAUGGAGUGCAUUGAGUAGGGCUGCCUGCCGGCGCCCAGCCCACGGCACUGCAGUCUGUUGCUUUCCUCUCCUGUCUGCCCGCUCCUGAAUUAGGGGCUGGGGGACAGAGGGUGGGCCCCUUUGCUGAGCCGCGAGAGCUGGCCGCAGGGCCUUAUGCUUCCAUGUCCCCGUCUGCUGGUUCGCCUCUUUUGGGGCACACGGGGCCCCAGCUAGACCCGGUGCUCUGCUCUUUUUGUUCGUUCUGUCUGCUUGAACUGCUUGUCUCCGGGGUUUGCUCUUCUUCCAUCUGCGUUGGGGAAGUCAAGAGCCAACGCCAGGGCUCCCAGACAGCUGCUUCCCAGGCUGAGAUGGGCAGGGUCCUUCGUCCCCGCCGCCUGGCUCAGUGCAGUGCCGCUCUUCCUUUGGCGGCUGCACCACUGGGGAUCGAACCUCCCUGCUGCUAGUGGACUUUCGGGUUGUUACCAGUCUUUUUACUGCCAUAAACAAUGCCGCGGUGAAAAUCCCUGUGCGUGCAUCAUAUGUGCCUUUGGGUUGGAUCCACAGACGCAGCACCGUUGAGUAUCUGUAGCGGGGUAGACGGUGCCGGUGCUCCCCCACCCCGAGCUUUCCCGCUCCCCCUCACUCCCUAUAGCCCCGCCCCAGAUGGUGGGUGUCCAGCCUGUGGGCUUGUGCCAUCCACAAGGUGAGCCGUUCUCUAUUAAGAGUGAGCUUGAGCAUCUUUUCAGAGCUUGAAGUAUCCUUUUCAGUUCUUCUGGUGUAAACAGCUUGUUUGUAUUUUUUGUUCGUUUUUCUGUUGGGCUGUUAGUCUCCUGUUCCUUGACUUAGAGGAGCUCUUUGGUCAUUAGCGGGGUCAGUUCUUGUAUGUGAUAGAAAUUGCGGUUACCUUUUCCUCCUGAAUCGGUACUGGUGUGUUUGGACUGGAGCUUGUUAUCUUUGUAGUCACGUUUAUCCACUGUACCUUCACGGCUUUGGGUUUGGACUUGUUGUGACCACGUCUUGGUCUGCCGACGGGCGCGUCCCACGUGUGUUCUUCCCUUGUCCUUGGCCUGAUGCUGCAGUGUGCUCUUAUCUUCCCCCAGAGCGUUGCCACCCAGUGUGAGCAGUGGCGGCCGGAUGUCAUCACAUUCCAGAAGUUUGUGAUGCUGUUCCCCACGCCAGCCCCACAUGCCCCAGCCUGGCCAACAGAAGCCACUUGGCAAUCUUUGGCAGAUUGCCAGAGGACUCUUCCUUGUUGUUUUAUAGGAUCCUGGAUAUUUCUGAUGAUGUGAAAACUGUGGGCAUUACGCCUGCAAUUGUGAUUUACUCCUCAGUGCCUGGCCUCCCCCUGUGCUCUGUGGGCUGCCCUGCUUGGGAAUGGGAUGUCACAGAUCCGUCCCUGGGUUUUGUCCAGGGCUCCCUGCUAUCUGGCAGUGACAGGGUGGACUCGGAUUGGGGUAUAAGUCUCCUGCUGGAAGAUGGCCCAGCUAGCAUCCUGUUCUGAAAACAAGCCUUGGCUGGGGGCUUUCUUGGCAUCUGCAGAGGUGGGAGGGGCUGAUGCACUUCCUGAAGCCCAAGUGUGUAGUCACAGAUGGUCCUUCGGGAACACGUUAAAGGCACAGACAGGUUCUCCGCUUAUGGGUGCUGCGUUUCAACCCAGAUCCUGCAGUUUUUCUAUAAGAGCACUUUCCGUUUUGGGGGAAUAUACUAGUUUCCUGCUGCUGCUGUAACAAAUGACUACAAACUUGGUGGCUUAAGACAACAGGAAUUCAUUCUUUCCCAGGUCUGGAGGCCAAAGUCUGAAAUUCAGGUGUGGGCAGGCUUGGUUCCUUCUGGAAGCCCUGAGGGAGCAUCAGUUGCAGACCUGUCUCCCAGCUCCUGGUGGUGGUCUUUGGUGCUCCUUGGCUGGUGGACACGUCUCUGCAGUGACUGCCUCCGUCUUUACAUGGUCUUCUCUGCUUCUGUCUGUGUCCUCUUUCUUCUCUUUUAAGGCUACUUGUCACUGGAUUUGGGGCCCGCCUGUGUUCUCCAGGAUGACCUCAUCUCCAGAUUCUUACUCUCAUCACAUCCACACAGACUCUUUUUCAAAAUAAGAUCACAGUCACAAGUUCUUGGGGUCAGGACUUGUAUCUCUCCCUUGGCCACCGUUCAGCCCAGCAUGGGGGCGUCUUCAGGAGCCCACAGAUUAGGACAAGUGCAGUUGAAGGUGAUGGUGGCUGCUGGGCUGCAGAGGCUCGUGGUGCUGCAUGGCAGUGAAAGCUAGAGUGGGGCUCGGGGACUGCUGAUCUUAGGACGUGUCAUCUCCAGCUGGACACCACUGCUGGGGCCGACAGACGUGGCCGGGACGAGGGGGCAGUGCCGUUGGACCACCUGCAAACGGUGGUGGCUCCUGGCUGUGUACGGAUUGGCUUCAUGCUUCUAAGAGGGUGACAGGAGUGCACAGGAGCCCUUCUCUAACCAGCUCCCUCUUCUCAAAGGGGGUUGAAAGAAGGGGAGACCCUGGAGUGGUGCGAGAUGGAUGUUCUCCUCCCCAGGAGUGUCCGUGCGGCUCGGGCGGUGGCCCCCAUGCAGGCUGCACAGCGGCAGUGGCGGGACCUUGACACACGUUGUGCCUGCGCCGCGGACUGGCUGAGUCGGGGCUGGGCCGGGACCAGAUGCUGGCUGGGAACCCCUGCUCUUUGAAAUCUUCUCUUCCUGGAGGCUGGGUGCCCUCGCUCUGUGCCUCCUUCCUCCUGUAGGACUGACUGCACCUGAGAGACCAAGGGUUUUAAACCAGGCCAUUCACCUGAAAGGCAGGGAUUCCACUCUCUGGCUUCUGGAACAAGUGGCUGGAUUCCUCCUGUGAGGGAAGCAGCGUGCCUGUGGGAUUAACUGUGGCUCCUUGAGCUUCACGACCCUGGGUUUGGGAGGUAGAGACAGACAGACAGAAGCACAUCCCUGUUGUCAUCCCCCCUUGCGCCCACACGCCCCGCUUCGUUACCUGCUUAAGAGAAAUCCCGACGAGCAAUGGGUGACUAGAGCAACACAGAUUCAAACUAGACAACAAGUGAUGUUGAAAUAGCAGCAAAUGAAGACUUCCAGUGCCCUGCUGACAAGGUGUGGGGACCCCUUUCCGUGGGGCCCGUUGGGCAGCAUGGAGCAAGCACUUAGAGAGUGUCCUCAGCCUUGUGAGCCUGCGACUCCAGCGCUGUCGAGGCUCGCACCGCAACACCAUUUGUAGCCGCCUAAGACCACAGUGAAGUAAGAGGCUGCGCUACGGACGGCAUGGGCCUGUGCGGCUGGCGCUGUGGACACCUCAUCACCCGGAGCACACUCUGUAGCAUGUUGGUGUGGAAAAGCCAGUAGACACAAUUCUGUAUAAAGUGUGACCCCAAUAAAAGAGUAAAAUCUGCCGUGCACACCCUGCUACCAUUUAGAUAGAUGUGGUGGUAGGAUUACCAGUGAUUAAGUUUUCCUUAUGUAUUUAUGUAUUUUCUAGAUGCCUAUUGUCUGCACGUAUUAUGUUGCUACAUAGAGAAUGUAUGUUACUGCGAAGUCGGCCCUGGGGUGGGUGCACAGGGGUGGG